This is a messenger RNA of Monoraphidium neglectum, 809 nucleotides long. RefSeq names its product Serine protease hepsin. The transcript has 5 exons. Gene Ontology annotation, molecular function: serine-type endopeptidase activity. The annotation marks the transcript as partial. Gene Ontology annotation, biological process: proteolysis. The record is from RefSeq and is a predicted model, not a curated record. Lineage: Eukaryota; Viridiplantae; Chlorophyta; Chlorophyceae; Sphaeropleales; Selenastraceae.
AUGCAGCCAUGCUGCCGAGUGGCGGUCGGCGUGCUGCUGGUGGGCGUGCUGGCGGCCUUCCCGCAGGCUUCUCUGGCGCACCGCCUGCUCUCAGACAGCACCGCCCUGACGGCGCGCCAGCCCGCCCCCGUCACUGACACUGCCAGCGGCAAUUUGACGCCCAUUGCCGGCAGCGAUACAGCUCCAGGUGCCCUCAGCUUGGUGCCAGGCGCCGCGUAUCGCGUCGUCAACGGCGCCACGCCUAGAAAGCAGAGGUUUAAAUACCAGCUGGGCUUCCGUCCCCGCACGUCCAACGGCGGCAGCAGCAUGUGCGGCGCCAGCCUCAUCCGCGCUGACGUCGCCCUGACGGCCGCGCACUGCCUGCCUUCCAGCAUCGACGCCGCCGCGGUAGACGAGAUGCGGAUCUACGCAGGCGGCAUCAUCAACUGGCUGAGCCCAGACACCGACGCGACAGAGUACCGCGUGCGGGGCGCGGUGCGCCACCCGGCCUACAGCCCCAAGAACAGCCGCAACGACAUUGCCCUCGUGUUCCUCGACCAAUGUGUGGCGCUGGGGCCCGCGGUGCAGCCCAUCAAAAUCGCCACACCAGAGGAGUUUGCGGCCGCCAAGGGCAGCACCUGGAUGGUGUCGGGCUGGGGCACGACGGACUACGGCGCGGACCCGACCCUGGGGCAGGACGGGGCGCUCCCGAAGCUGCUGCAGUUUGCUCACGUGAAGUACGUGCAGCCGUCUGUGUGCGAGUCGGCGCUCUCGGAGGCGGGGGGCCCGCGGUUUGGAUCGUCGGUGUUCGACGAGAACACGGCCAUGUG